CGCCAUAUACUCUGAGGAGGAAAUCCACGUGUUUGUAUCCGGAAGGUAAAAGUUCUCCGUGUCGCGUGUACUGCGUGUUUAGGGUGUGAGGUUCAGCACUGAUGCCGAAGGUGAAGCGUGUAAAAGCGGAGGGGAGUCGCGGCUCUGUCCCUCUGGCAGAUCAGAUCCUACAGGGAGACUCAGCUCUCCGGUACACACACAGGGACAAGCAGCGCAGACAUGAGGAAGAGGAGGAGGAGGAGGAAGACGAAGAGUAUGUCAAUAGCAAACUGUCCCGCAAAAUACUACAGCAGGCCCGCAUUCAGCAGGAGGAGCUGCAGGGGGAGUUCGGGCUCAGUCCUGGGGUGGACAAGAAGAAGACACAGCCUUCUGUAGUGUUGGGUCCGAGCAGUAAGGAUGCUGAGUCCGAUGAGGAAUGGCCCGAUCUCGGGGCAGAGCAGGGAGAAAGUGGCACAGAGGUGGAGGUUGAUCUGGAGGAUGAAAAGGCCAUCCAGAUGUUCAUGAACAAGAACCCACCUGUCAGGCGUACUUUAGCUGACAUCAUCAUGGAAAAGAUCACAGAGAAGCAGACGGAGGUGGGCACAGUGAUGUCAGAGGUUUCAGGGCAGCCCAUCCCUCAGCUUGACCCCCGGGUUAUAGAAGUGUACAGAGGAGUCAGUAAGGUUUUAUGUAAGUACCGCAGUGGGAAACUGCCCAAGGCGUUUAAGAUAAUCCCGGCACUGUCCAACUGGGAGCAGGUCCUUUACCUCACCGAGCCUGAGAAAUGGAGUGCAGCAGCGAUGUACCAGGCCACACGGAUUUUUUCGUCAAACCUGAAAGAGCGGAUGGCUCAGCGCUUCUACAACCUGGUGCUGUUGCCGAGGAUCAGAGAUGACAUCGCCGAGUACAAGAAGCUGAACUUCCACCUGUACAGCGCUCUGAAGAAAGCUCUGUUUAAACCCGGGGCCUGGUUUAAAGGAAUCCUGAUCCCGCUGUGUGAGUCAGGAACCUGCACUCUGAGAGAGGCCGUCAUCAUCGGCAGCAUCCUCACCAAGUGUUCUAUACCUGUACUGCACUCCAGUGCCGCCAUGCUGAAACUGGCUGAAAUGGAAUACAACGGAGCAAACAGCAUCUUCCUACGCCUGCUGCUGGAUAAGAAGUAUGCGCUGCCAUUCCGUGUGCUGGAUGCACUGGUUGCUCACUUCCUGUCGUUCCGGACAGAGCAGCGUGUUCUUCCUGUGCUGUGGCAUCAGAGUCUGCUCACACUGGUGCAGCGCUAUAAGGCUGACCUGGCCUCCGAGCAGAAGGGUGCGCUGCUGGAGCUGCUGAAGGUUCAAACACACACACAAAUAUCAGCUGAAAUCAGGCGUGAGCUUCAGAACGCAGAGGCCAGAGACAAGGAGGAUGCCACACCUGCCAUGAUAAUGGACUGAAUAAACACAAGACCUAGCUGUGUUCACGCUGCUGCAUAACUUAUAGGUGCACAAAUUCCCGUUAGUGACCGGUGAACCUUAAUAAACCUAUUUAUUGCAGUGUAAUUACAGUGAUAAAAGACUGUGGGG
Molecule: messenger RNA, 1541 nt
Organism: Tachysurus vachellii
Lineage: Eukaryota; Metazoa; Chordata; Actinopteri; Siluriformes; Bagridae
Gene: bysl
Product: bystin-like
Exons: 7
Coding region: 102-1412 (436 amino acids)
Biological process (GO): rRNA processing
Cellular component (GO): nucleolus; cytoplasm; preribosome, small subunit precursor
Molecular function (GO): snoRNA binding
Source: RefSeq, a predicted model, not a curated record